GUCGAUCAUAAAGUGCAAAGGACAGAGUGAAACUGUAACAGCAGCACACACAGUGUUCAAACUGCAGAACAAGCAGUCUUGGUGAGCAGAAGAGACUUUCAAAAAUAUAAGAAAUCUAGUGUGGAGGUUUUCUGUUUGCAGUUCAUGAAAUGAUGCAACCAAAGGAGGAAUCUGGAGAUAUAACAGAGCCAUGUGGAGUCAGAUCUGAAGAAGUUCUGAGCGUGAUUCAUGAAGAAGAUGAAGAGGAGGAAGUGCCACUGGUGAAGAGUCCAGCACACAAGCGUCACUAUUGCAGGGAGUGUGGGAAGAGCUUCAGCGUGCGAGCGCGCUUCAGACGACACAUGCACAUACACACCGGAGACAAGCCCUACCGCUGCUCACACUGCCAGCGCUGCUUCACGUCUCAGGAGAACCUGUCCGAGCACACACACACACACUCCGCACACAGACCCCACCGCUGCUCACACUGCGGCAAGGGCUUCUUCAGACCCGGCCGGCUGGAGAUCCACCGCAGGAUCCACACUGGAGAGAAGCCCCAUCACUGCAGUCAGUGUGAGAAGAGCUUCAGGAGCGGCGAGGAGCUGCAGCGGCACACACUCAUACACACACAGCAGAAGCAGCACCACUGCUGUCAGUGUGAGAGGAGCUUCAGGAGGAGCACACAGCUGCACAGACACAUGCGCACACACACCGGAGAGAGACCCUACAGCUGUGAGCAGUGUGACAGGAGCUUCUCACGGCCUGAACACCUCAGGACCCAUCAGCUCCGAGCUCACCCGAGCCAGACGCAUGAGCCCGCUUAACACCCAGCUCCAGCCCUGGCUCCGCACCGGACUCCCCCGAACACAGGAGCUCCACUCACAGACCGCCUCCUCACACAACUCCUCUCUUUUCUGUUCAUGCUGGUAUAAUUGCAUGAGUGAAGAAAAGAGGUUCAUCUGACUUGGGUUACCUAAUGCUGUAAUAAAUGACUUCAUUGCAAUAUAAAACUGGAGGAUCAUUUUUAUUUUGAGAAAUUAUGGUUUUCUUCAUUCGUUUGUAUGAAUAAGAAUACUUUAUUAGGAAAUGACAUGUAAUCCAGACGAUUUUAAUCAUCUAUAGAUCUAUAGAAAACUGAUUAAUAACAAUAAUGAAAGAAGUUCACCCUUGUGAAAAAGGAGGAACCUUAGCAUUCUUUUAAUGAGCUCUUAUUACAAUAUAUGUAUGUAUGUACGUAUAAUGGCUUUUAUUUGUAUAAAUCACUUUUA
This is a messenger RNA of Carassius auratus (goldfish), 1247 nucleotides long. RefSeq names its product C2H2-type zinc finger protein. NCBI's taxonomy places the organism in Eukaryota, Metazoa, Chordata, Actinopteri, Cypriniformes, Cyprinidae. The coding region runs from base 150 to 803 and encodes 217 amino acids. Gene Ontology annotation, biological process: regulation of transcription by RNA polymerase II. Gene Ontology annotation, molecular function: RNA polymerase II cis-regulatory region sequence-specific DNA binding; DNA-binding transcription factor activity. The record is from RefSeq and is a predicted model, not a curated record. The transcript has 4 exons.